Silurus meridionalis is the source of this 1618-nucleotide messenger RNA. RefSeq names its product protein phosphatase 2, regulatory subunit B, delta (gene ppp2r2d). Lineage: Eukaryota; Metazoa; Chordata; Actinopteri; Siluriformes; Siluridae. Gene Ontology annotation, biological process: peptidyl-serine dephosphorylation. Bases 265 to 1608 code for a protein of 447 amino acids. Gene Ontology annotation, cellular component: protein phosphatase type 2A complex; cytosol. Gene Ontology annotation, molecular function: protein phosphatase regulator activity; protein binding. The transcript is spliced from 10 exons. The record is from RefSeq and is a predicted model, not a curated record.
GAGCGCCCCGUGAAGUGAAGUGACGCGAAGUGACGUGACGUCACGGCAUCAUGUCGACUGUCGGCGUGCGCCAUCUUGAGAAGGAAUAAAAAAAAAAUCACGGGGGUGAAGCUGCGCGCGCGCCGCGGUCCUCGCGCCGAACCCGAGAUCCGGUUUUUUCUUUUUUGGCGAACGAGCCGCGUCGCGCUCCGGCUGCAGGGUUAUAACGCGCCGGGACUCGGGAGUCAGUGAGCUCGAGGCCGGAUUCUCCGCAGAAACGAAGCGAUGGCAGGGGUCGGUGGAGGGAACGACUUCCAGUGGUGUUUCUCGCAGGUAAAGGGAGCCGUGGAUGAAGACGUGGCUGAAGCGGACAUUAUCUCAACGGUUGAAUUUAACUUCUCUGGGGAAUUACUAGCUACAGGAGAUAAAGGUGGAAGAGUUGUCAUAUUUCAGCGGGAACAAGAGAGUAAAAACCGCCCUCUCUCAAGAGGAGAGUACAACGUGUACAGCACUUUCCAGAGUCACGAACCUGAAUUUGAUUAUUUGAAAAGUUUAGAAAUUGAGGAGAAAAUCAAUAAAAUCAGAUGGCUACCACAGCAGAAUGCUGCUCACUUCCUGCUCUCUACAAACGAUAAAACCAUCAAGCUGUGGAAGAUCAGUGAAAGGGACAAACGAGCAGAAGGCUACAAUCUAAAAGACGAAGACGGACGUCUCAGAGAUCCUUUUAGAAUCACGAAACUAAGGGUACCCGUGUUGUUGCCUAUGGACCUGAUGGUGGAGGCGAGCCCACGCAGAAUAUUCGCAAACGCACACACUUACCAUAUCAACUCCAUUUCAGUAAAUAGUGAUCAUGAAACAUACCUUUCUGCAGAUGACCUAAGAAUAAACCUAUGGCACUUAGAAAUCACAGAUAGAAGUUUUAAUAUUGUAGAUAUAAAGCCUGCCAACAUGGAGGAACUGACAGAGGUGAUCACGGCUGCCGAAUGCCACCCUCACCAGUGCAACGUGUUCGUCUACAGCAGCAGCAAGGGCACCAUUCGUCUGUGUGACAUGCGGGCAGCAGCACUCUGCGAUAGGCAUAGCAAAUUUUUUGAAGAACCUGAAGAUCCGAGCAGCCGGUCAUUCUUCUCUGAAAUUAUCUCCUCUAUAUCUGACGUCAAGUUCAGCCAUAGCGGCCGAUACAUGAUGACUCGAGACUAUCUCUCUGUGAAGGUGUGGGACCUAAACAUGGAGAACCGGCCAGUAGAGACCUACCAGGUACAUGAAUACCUACGUAGCAAGCUGUGCUCACUGUACGAGAACGACUGCAUUUUUGACAAGUUUGAGUGCUGCUGGAACGGAUCGGACAGUGCCAUCAUGACUGGCUCCUACAACAACUUCUUUAGAAUGUUCGACAGGAACACGCGGCGUGACAUCACACUGGAGGCGUCCCGUGAGAACAGCAAACCGCGGGCCAUGCUCAAACCACGCCGAGUGUGCACAGGUGGCAAGAGAAAGAAGGAUGAGAUCAGCGUGGACAGCCUGGACUUCAACAAGAAGAUCCUGCACACGGCUUGGCACCCUAAAGAGAAUGUCAUAGCCGUGGCUGCCACCAACAAUCUGUAUAUAUUCCAGGACAAAAUAAACUAAACUAAUGAAA